Molecule: messenger RNA, 1162 nt
Organism: Colletotrichum phormii
Lineage: Eukaryota; Fungi; Ascomycota; Sordariomycetes; Glomerellales; Glomerellaceae
Product: cytochrome P450
Exons: 2
Coding region: 119-1144 (341 amino acids)
Molecular function (GO): heme binding; oxidoreductase activity, acting on paired donors, with incorporation or reduction of molecular oxygen; monooxygenase activity
Source: RefSeq, a predicted model, not a curated record
UCUCUCCUAGAUGAAGUCAUCGCCUCUAUCUCUGAAGAAUGUCACAACACUCUUCCCGAUGUGCUGUCGGGAGCCACAGGUAGACCUCCUUCGCAGCGUGUAACUUCGAUGAACUAACAUGAUUCGUUUGGAUUGGGUCGAGAUCAAUCUCAGGGAGCAUGUACUCCAAAUCAUCGCGCGAAUGUCAUCACAAGUCUUCCUCGGGAAUGAGGGCGCCAGCAAUGAUGCUUGGCUUAAGAUCACUAUGGAGUACACUACGAAUGCCUACGUCGCAGCAAUGAUCCUGCGCAUGUUUCCAGAAAGCCUGCGACCUUACAUCCACUGGGUCUUACCGCAAUGCCGUAAUCUUAGAAAGCAAGUUGCCGAAGCACGGCGAAUAGUUGCCGAUAUCGUUCACAGGCGAAACAAGGAAAAGGCUGCCAUAGAAGCCGAAGGCCGCUCGCCGCGCGUGUUCAACGACGUCACUGAGUGGUUUGCGCAGGACGAGAAAGAUGGGCACAGCGACUACGACCCGGUGGUCGGCCAGCUUAUUCUGAUGCAAGCAGCGAUUCACACCACAACUGAUCUACUCACACAAUCAAUGUUGGACAUAGCUUUACAUCUGGACAUGACCCAAGCUUUGCGGAGGGAUGUGGAACAAGCAGUACACCGAUACGGCUGGUCAAAGUCAACAUUAGCCGAAAUGCAUCUUGUGGACGCAGCCGUAAAAGAAAGCCAACGGCUGAAGCCGAUAGCUCGUACCUCCAUGCAUCGUCUCGUAUUAAAGGAUAUCGAGCUUUCAGAUGGCACGCUCAUUUGCAAAGAUAGCAUCCUUGGUAUUUCGGUUGACCAGAUGUGGAACCCCAAUGUGUAUGAAAGGCCGGCGGUCUGGAACCCGCACCGUUUCUAUCACAUGAGCCAGGCAGGGGAAAAAGCCGGAAGCCUCACGAACACGAGCCCAGACUACCUAGCCUGGGGUUACGGAAAGCAUGCAUGUGCAGGCCGAUUCUUCGUCGCCCAGGAAGUCAAGGUUGCCCUGAGUCACUUGCUGUUACAUUAUGAGUGGAAACUCGUGCCAUCAUCCGGCGCCACACAACCGUUGGAGCUUGGGCUGACUCUGGCUGCUGAUCCCAUGGCGAGAGUCAUGAUCCGGAAACUUUCAUAAAACUGGGUAACGCUGCCU